AUGGAGUCGCAAGAAGACUCUGACGACGUCACUCUACAUGCGCAGCCGGUCAACGCGCUGCAUACCGUGGCCGGAGGGUGUGAGGCGCGGGGCGAGGAGACGUUCUUGGAUUUUAUGAGAAGGAUCAACAGGGGCGGUGGUUAUGGAAUAGACACUCAGGCGCUGUUCCAAGAAGAUCAUGAAAGGAUGCUUCUUGAAGAAUACAUGAAGAACGAGGAGCAGAAGGAUCCGACGCACGCACCGUCACCAGUUGCUGCGGAUCCAUUGGUAGAUGCUGAUGCGACUUCAGCGCCGUCUAAGCAGGAUCCAGGCCCGUCACCUCUAGCCGCAGGGCGCGAUGCCGAAGCUACCGCUGGGCCGAAGUCUGCCCCGCCACCAGCAGCUGCACCGUUGGAGGGAGGAGCUCAGGCUACCGCUGGGCCGAAGUCUGCGCCGCCACCAGCAGCUGCACCGUUGGCAGGAGUAGCUCAGGCUACCGCUGGGCCGAAGUCUGCCCCUCCACCAGCAGCUGCACCGUUGGCGGGAGGAGCUCAGGCUACCGCUGGGCCGAAGUCUGCCCCGCCACCAGCAGCUGCACCGUUGGCGGGAGGAGCUCAGGCUACCGCUGGGCCGAAGUCUGCCCCGCCACCAGCAGCUGCACCGUUGGCGGGAGUAGCUCAGGCUACCGCUGGGCCGAAGUUUGCCCCGCCACCAGCAACUGCACCGUUGGCGGGAGGAGCUCAGGUUAAUUCAGGGCCGAAGUCUGCCCCGCCACCACUCACACCUGCCCGCAUCGGAGCUGCUGAAGCUACCAUGGGACCAGAUCCUGGGGAAAAAGGCGGAGACAACCAGCCUGCACCCGUGGACGCGCAUGCCAACGCUGCCCAAGCCACUACGGAUGCUGGCGACGUUGGUGAGGUGUGCGGCCAUGUACAGACGCUUGGUCUGAUGCAGCGUGGUAAGCUUAUGUGUUCUGUUAGAUUCAAUGUUCCACACCAAUGGAAAGGAAUCUGGAUGAUGUAA
Messenger RNA from Closterium sp. Yama58-4, 1002 nucleotides. Lineage: Eukaryota; Viridiplantae; Streptophyta; Zygnematophyceae; Desmidiales; Closteriaceae. The record is from the annotation of a GenBank genome assembly.